AUGGGCUUGAGCUAUGCCAGCCUUCACGUCUCCUACAAGCUCAAGCUGCUCAUGCUAUUCACCUUGUGUGUCUUAUUGGUGGGCUGGGCCACUUCCACUUACCUAGUGGAUGCCGUGCACGAAACUCCGAGAGCAAAAAGCAUCAUGGGGAGUUUCCGAAAACCAACCACUAUCACAGAGGAGCGAACGGAAAAUCCAGACAAGAGCACCAUGCCUACUGUGAAACUGCCCAUAAUGAAGCCCCCGUGUCCCUCUCUGUCUCCGUAUCUGCGUAAGUUGAUUCAAGUUUUCCAAUCUCAGUCUUAAAGCAAGACUUCAUGGAUUUUGGGGCUUUAGCUAAGAAGUCAAAGAGGGGAGGAUUCCCUCCCCCCCAAAAAAAAAUCCUUAAGGCAUCGAGGGGGGGGGGAGACUUCAGGCUUGUGUGCCUAAUCAGGCCUGCCAGGCCUCCCCAUUGGACCUGCAAGGCUGAUUUGACCAAGCCAUAUCCACCUGCCAUACCCUGAUGUUAUACAAGGUGUUGGAAGUGAGGCAGGUAAAGUCGCAGCUGUGCCAAAAAGGAGAUUGCGUCUGCAGAGCCCUGCGUAUAGUGCUCUGUGUGGUUCUUGCAAGCCACCAAUGAUCAGGUGAUUGGUGGAGCUAGCAGGGAGCUGUCCAUUAGGCUUUGAAGCCCCAACUAUCAGCAGAUUGUCAGGGCUUCAAAGAGCUGUGCAGGGCUCUCUGCAAACACCAAUGAUCAGCUGAUUGUCAGGGCUUGCAGGCCUCGUGGGAUGAAAACAGGUCAACUGGUGUCAUUGUGAUGUCAGGUGACUGACAGGUGGGCAGUCUCUCCCACCUUUCACAUUUGGCCCACAGUAGGUGGGGGAUAUAGGGAUCCAGCCUGCUGUCCAGAUCUAGUUCCUAUCCCUGUCUUAAGGAGAAUUUGUCAUUUGCACAUAGAUGAGAAAACACUUGUAGCUUGUAAAAAUCAGCAUUCUGUUUUCCUCUUGGUGUUACAUUUCUCCGUCUGACAUAUCUUCUAGUACUAUUCAAAAACAUGAUUCAUAUGUCACAGUUCUGUGGCUGAAUCCUGUGCCAACAAAUAUUAGAAUUCCAUGGAGAUCCUUUGAGAAAUUUCCAUUUUUGUGCGGAAACUUGUGAGAUGGCAGCCAACAGUGCUAAUGUGAGCAUCUCCUCCAUAAUCAAGCCACCCCACAUGAUUCCACUAUUCAGAUAUUGCUGGACCAAGUGGAAAAGCUAUUCCUGUAACACACCAAUAAUGUAUGAGUCUGACAUUGAUAACAGGGAUGAUGAACUUGUGGUCAUCUUACCUUCCACUGCUUUACAGUUUUUGCAGAGUUCCCUUUAUGGUUUGCGGUUACUAGUUCCCAGUUUUGGGGUUAUGUUUCUAGUCUGCUAUUUGGAUUAUGGUACAGAGUCAAAGGUAGGAUCCCCAGGGAACCUCUGGAUGGAAGGCCUAAUUGACAGCUGACCACACUGAGGAAGAAUAUUGCUUGCCCGCCCCCAAUCAUCCUCCCCUUCUCCCCCAGGUAACUUAAAGAGUAGCUUGCUGGCCAAAUCUAGCUGCUUACAAAAGAUUUUAGUGUAUAGUUCUAAGUUUAAAAAACAAAGCAUCAAAUAAACCUCCUCAGUCUCCGAAAUGGCUUCACAGAUUCCUAAGCAUUUAAGUUAAUUUGCUCUUACGACUUACAGCAGCUGUGUUUAUAGUUUACGAAGAUGAGACUGAAGUCAUGCCUUUUCCCAUAGGAGGCCCUAGCAAGCUUUUCUUUAAGGCAUCUCUCACCCUGGAGGAGGUGCAGAAAGAGAAUCCUCGAGUGUCAAAGGGACGUCAUCGACCAGAAGGCUGCUUAGCUCAGCAACGUGUCGCAAUAUUGAUACCACAUCGCAACCGAGAGAAGCACCUGUUGUACCUGCUGGAGCACCUUCACCCAUUUCUGCAGCGGCAGCAGCUGGACUAUAGCAUUUAUAUCAUCCACCAGGUGGGUCCAUACAAAACAUCUGCAGCUAAAGAUGAGGGGUGAAUCCAAACCUUCCUGCCCUGUGGUUGUGCCUAGAGGUCUUUUGACUGUUGUGUCUGUUUGUGCAAUUGGGGAUCAGAACACUGCUUCAGGCACAUUCCACAUCGUUUCCCCCAGUCCUGAUACAAAUCCAUAUCAGUGUGUUACCAGCGGUUAGGAGUCCCCAUGUGCACCGGUGCUGAUGAGUUUCGUCUUCUGCUGCAAGAGCUUAAAGCAGAUCAGAUGAAUUAAGCGGAGCGGGUGGCAAAUUAACUUUAUGCACUGUUGGUAGAGCAUUGUUCUCAAAGCUGCCAGGCUUGAGAAAUGUGUCUUGCUCAAAUAAUUGCCUGUUUGUGUCCUGGGGCUUGGCUGGCAUUUUCGUGUGUGCCUGACUUCCUUCGGCUAUGCUUGGUGAAGUUCCCUUGCACUCACUGCUUUAGAGGUGGUGUUUUUUGUAAAGAAUAAAAUGUUCUUUGGCCUUCAUCUUCCCUUGAGUGCAAAAUGUGGCAGAAUUUAUAGCAAUAGAGACACAUAUUCUUGGCUCACGCUUCAUGUUUCAUAAGUCAGUCUCCUAUUAAUAAAUAAUACAUUAUCUAGUCAAUUUUUUAUUUUUUUAAAAAGGAUUACAGUGGAAACUGGAGAUGGUACAUCUGGGUCUCUUGCCCUCCAGAGCUGCUUUACCUAUCCAUUAUUUUAUUGGCUGCUCCUGUUCCUAGGCUUGUAAGCUACAUGAAUCAAGACGGGGUCAGAGGGGGUAUAAUGCAGCCACAUCGCUGUAGCAAAGCAGGUUUGGGUCUGGUCAGGGCUUGGAUAGGAGGCUUGGGAAUCCCAUGUCCACCACCUUGAGUUCCAUGAUGGAUGUAAUACUCUUAAGUAGACCAAAUUGACAUUGGUUUGAUGCUCUUUUGUACACAAUUACAUUCUGGCUUAGUGGGAACCUAAAUGAGGAAUGUGAUAACCAUUUUCAAAUCUCCUGGAAUAAUACAAAUUAUUGGGGCUAGGGAAUGAGAGUUCCAUUCCUUAAACUGCACCAGUCUUCUGCUCAGAAGUAAUAUUUGCACAUGUAUUCGUCAUCUAAACAGGCGAGGUGGGCUAAAUUUUUAGAUAAGCUCUCCUGGCAGAACUUUGAAGUAUGUUGCAAGUGUUGUACACUUGGCUAGAACUUCUUUCUUAAGGGCUGACUUUCCACUUUCCACUUUCCACUGACAUUCUACACAGCGAUCCUGGCAUCUCCAGGUAGGCCUAAGGAAGACCCUUGUCUGAAGCUGUGAAGAACUGCUUCCAAGUCAUUGUAGGCCUGGACUAGGGAACCUCUGGCCUGGGGGACAAAUGUGGCCCUCCAGGCCUCUCUCUGUGGCCCUCAGACCUCUACCCAGGUCUGUCCCAGCUUCACACCCUUCUUGAGUUUGUUUGCCUGGCUGGAAUGUAUCCUUGAACUCAGAAGGACAUCUGAAGGCAGCCCUGUAUAGGGAACCUUUUAUUGUUUAAUGUUUUAUUAUGCUUUUAUAUAAGCUAGAAGCCACCCAGAAUGGCUGGGGCAACCUGGUCAGAUGGGUGGGGUAGUAGUAGUAGUAGUAAUAAUAAUAAUAAAAAAAAAUAAUGAAUAUGCCUCUUGCUCAUCUGGAUGGAGGAUAAGAGGAGAAUGUGAAUGUGUGUAGAAACUACCCUACUAUACAAGGGUAGGAUUUUUAUUUCAUUUUUACCGAGGCAUUACGUUUUGCCUUUGGCCCUGCCCCUACUGACACCUGGCCCUUGGAAGGCUGCCCAGGAACAAAUGUGGUUCUUGAGUUCAAAGAUUCCUUUCCCCUGUUGGAGACAAUACUGACCUGGGUUCACUACCUGUCCUUUUGCAGCACCUGCUUUUUGCCUGAAACUGCCUGGAAUCUCAAGUUCAGUGCUGAAGUGACAACUUGCUUCAUCUUGGCAGUCUCAGUCUAAUUUAAAACAAAAGCAGCUAAUAGUAUGGCAUUAAUAUUCAUUUGUCAAUACUUGGUUUUUAUAAAACCAGCUCUGUAUGAAAGAGAAAAAAGGAGCUCUUUUUUCCUUUUAAGAAGGCUUUUCAUCUUUUAUUCAUUUCCUGUUUGCCUGGUGAAUGCUAUUCCGGAAGAGUUCUGAAUGCUUUUGUGAGUGUCUCUGUUCUCCAUAAGAAAGUAUACACAUCCUUGCCAUUAUAACAGACUUUAGGUUGCUGAAGGAGUUUCUCUCAAUUUUAAAAGAGAGAAGGAAAAUAUGUAUUUUUUAUAUAUGUUUGUAGAAGAGUAAAGGUAAAGGGACCCCUGACCAUUAGGUCCAGUCGUGACCGACUCUGGGGUUGCGGCGCUCAUCUCGCUUUAUUGGCUGAGGGAGCCGGCGUACAGCUUCCGGGUCAUGUGGCCAGCAUGACUAAGCCACUUCUGGCAAACUAGAGCAGCGCACGGAAACACCGUUUACCUUUCCUCCGGAGUGGUACCUAUUUAUCUACUUGCACUUUGACGUGCUUUCGAACUGCUAGGUGGGCAGGAGCAGGGACCAAGCAACGGGAGCUCACCCUGUCGCAGGGAUUCGAACCGCUGACCUUCUGAUCAGCAGGUCCUAGGCUCUGUGGUUUAACCCACAGCGCCACCCGCAUCCCUUUUGUAGAAGAAUAAGUGGGGGCAAAACAAUAUUGUCUCAGUUACACAGAAAGGAAAUUAGUAUUCAAUUUAAAAUCUUCUUUUAUUGUAGAGUGAAUGAAAUAUAGCCAAUGCUAGUGAACUUUAGAAUGCAAAAUAUAAGUUUGAGGCUGCAAUCCUAAUUAUUCUUAUAGCGAAUAAGCCCCAUUGAACACAGUGGGACAUACGAAAGGAGUCCAUACCCAUGUAUUUUAAAACUUAAGCCGCAUACUAAAUGCCAGAUGUUUAAAUUAUCAUACCUCUGUUGUAGUCAAUGUCCAUGGGUUGUGGAGAUCUUUCCCAGUAACUUAACAAUUCUGUUAUAAGGUAAACAAGUAAAACUACAAGAACAAAAAAUAAAAUUUCCAAUAUAGCCCAAGACCUAGGUAAAAACAACCACAUGACAUUUGAAUAGAUUAAGCAGCCAGUGGUCUUAGCAAUAGUUCAGAUGGAAUAGCUACUGAUUGAGGCAGUUCUAGGAAGGGAGCAGCCAAACGGUAGCUGGUCUCAGCCAAGUUAAUGGAGGGCGCCUUUGCUGCCCUGUGUUCUCCUUUACAGGCAGCCAGGAAGGAUGGCUGCUGAUGGGAUGAGAGACACUGUACAUGCAAGACGAGUUGUUUGCAGCUAGAGCUGGAUUGGGCUCAAAACACACAUAUGUUUUUAUUCAUUUAUAAUAUUUCCAUUACCUUUUCUCUCAAUCCCACAGCUGCUUUUAUGGUACAGUUGCUGUGAGCCAGGAAAGGAUACUGUAAACGUGUGAUAAGGAGAGCAUUCUGAUAGGAAGUUUACUUAGUUUUAACAGGUCUGACGUAAAUUGCUUCCUUUUCUUGUUUGCAGGCUGGCAGUGCCAAGUUUAACAGGGCAAAACUGCUGAAUGUGGGAUACUUGGAGGCCUUGAAGGAAGAGAACUGGGAUUGUUUCAUAUUCCAUGACGUGGACUUGGUACCAGAGAAUGACUUCAACAUUUACAUGUGUGGCAGUCAGCCAAAGCACUUGGUAGUGGGUAGAAACAGCACAGGCUACAGGUAGGAGCUAGGAGAGAGAACCUGCAUCUUCUGAAGAAGUGUUGAUUUGCAUGCCCUUUCAUAGUGAUACAAGUAGGGACACUAACAACAGGUGAUUACCAUUGCUUGAAUUUUGCAAGCAGAAUUGAAGCAGGCACCCCAGCCACCCAUCCCUAUGUGUAUGUGUACCCACCCACCCACCCACCCACACACACACUGCAACCCAUCUUGGUCCCCCUGAGAAAAAAGCUUGCCUUGGGAGCCAUGAUAAGACAUAAGGUGGAUGCAGUUUCUGGGAAGGUGAGAGAGACCUGGCACGACUCACUUUUUCCUCUGCAUGUUUUUCUAAGCAGGGGGGUGGGCAACUCUGCUCUCGAGUGUAAUCUGUAAGGGACCGCAUGUGAUCUGUGAGUGAACAUGAAGCCAGAAGCAGGUGGGGCCAGAUCAAAGUGUGGGUGGGACUACCCCAUUCUCUUUCUUCUCCACUUCUCUUUUCCUUUGCAGUAGGCUGUUGGUGGAUGGAUGAGUUAUUCUUACAGGUGGUAGGAGCUGAAUGCUGGGCAAAGGGCUUCUGAAAUUAGACCCAACAGCUACAUAAAAUCAGCCUUAGGGCUGCUAGUUGCCAGCUGGGAGAAAAAUUUGGAGUGCCUUUUAUGUAUAUAUGUACAGUGGUGCCUCGCAAGACGAAAUUAAUCCGUUCCGCAAGAGUCUUCGUCUAGCGGUUUUUUCGUCUUGCGAAGCAAGCCCAUUGACGGAUUAGCGCUAUUAGCGCUAUCAGCUGUUUAGCGGCUAUUAAAGGCUUAAAGGCUUAGGGGAUUAGCUGCUAAAAGGCUAUUAAAGGCUAUUAAAGGCUUAGCAGAUUAGAUAAAGGGGAAAAGCGAAAAAAAUCUCAAGACUCGCAAGACAUUUUCGUCUUGCGAAGCAAGCCCAUAGGGGAAUUCGUCCUGCGAAGCAACUUCAAAACGGAAAACCCUUUCGUCUAGCGGUUUUUCCGUCUUGCGAGGCAUUCGUCUUGCGGGGCACCACUGUACACAGCCUUACCCAUCUUCAAGGAGCUUCCCCUACCAGUUGUCCUGUCCAUUGUAUUUUAUAUCUGUGGGGCUUUUCUCAUUUCACAGAAUGAAAUGUCUUUGAGCCAGAUUUCAUGCCAUAGGUUAACUAACACUGCUUGCUCAGGACAUGGCAAGGCCCAUGAGAGCACAUCGCUACACACACUUCAUUAUUAAUUUUUUGCUUCAGCAGAUGGGUAACUGAACUUUUUUCUGGCUAUAAAAUAGUUUUUGAUAAAGGCUGUGUUUGGGUUUAUGCCACUUUCUGAAAAGACUUUUCUCCACCACUUCUUACGUGUUCCUAGGUUGCGUUACCAAGGAUACUUUGGGGGUGUAACUGCUCUAACAAGAGAGCAAUUUUCCAAGGUGAAUGGAUUUUCUAACAACUACUGGGGCUGGGGAGCAGAGGAUGAUGACCUCCGCAUCAGGUAAUUGCACACCUAAGCAAAGUGGGUGGCAUAGACUGUGGGUGAUUGGAGCUCCUUGGAUAUGACUCAUACGUUGCUUAAAAUGAAUGCAGAAGGGGAAGAGAAGUGCUACGGGCGAAUUGGAGAUGAGAAGCUUGUGCAAUAUAAAUAGCCUAAAUAGGGAUAUGAAAUCUUGACAGGAGUACAGACACUAGUUUGAAUUGACUGCACUUAGAUGAGAUCAUUACAGGGAGUUACUGGUUGACUAGUGACCAGAAACUGCUUGCUGGAAGGGUUGUAGCUCAGUGAUAGAACAUCGGCUUUGCAUGCAGAAGGACCCAGGUUCAGUCUCCAGGUAGGGCUGGGAACAACUCCUGCCUGAAACCCUGGACAGCCCCUGCCAGUCAGUGUAAACAAUUCUGAGCUAGAUGAGCCAAUGGCAUAUGGCAGGUUCCUAUGCCCCUAUCUUUUAAAUUGACCCCCUUGUACCUAACUAUUAUUUAAGGCCUUUCCUAACGUGGGCAGCGGGAAAGAAUCCUGCUUUCUCUUUAUUACAUGUAUCUGCUUAAGUAUUAAAAUUGGUGAGGACCACCCACCAAAGAAAUAUUGGAAGGAGGACUGUAAAAUGGGCACAGCAUUCAAAAUGAGAUGGGGGGAGGGCUCGUAAUGCACUUUUGCUUCGAACACCAAAGCACCAUCUAAGAAACAUCUAGCUUGCUACCACAAUUGAUUUCCUGGUGGCAAAACACACCUGCAACAAACUGCAUUAUUGCCCUUGAAAAGCAGGUGCAUCACAGCAACUAAGGACAAAGUGUGACUUGAGGGGAACCCCCCCUCCCCCCCAGAAAACAAACCACCAUUAGCUCCAACCAUAAGUUUGUUUUCUUGUGCUCACUAUAAGCGGCAAACUGUGCAGGUAUUUUAAGAGUACAGUGCUACCUUGGUAGUCAAAGCCUUUGUUGUUGAACAAAUCAGCUCCGGAACGCCGCAAACCCGGAAGUGAGUGUUCUGGUUUGAGAACAUUUUUCGGAAGCCAAAUGUCUGACAUGGCUUCUGCGGCUUCCGAUUGAGUGCAGGAAGCUCCUGCAGCCAAUUGGAAGCCUCGCCUUGGUUUUUGGACCGUUCUGGGAGUCGAAUGGACUCCCGGAACGGGUUAAGUUCGACAACCAAGGUACCACUGCAUUUCAAAUUUUUAACUUCCCGUGUAGAAAUUUGAGAAACUUCUGGACAUUGAUAGCUUUGCACUGAGAGAGGUACAAAUGUCUAGCAUAUCUGUUAUGCUAUGUUCCUGCUGCUGUUGCUAGAAAAAAACAAUUUCUAACACAUUGAAGCCACAGAAAUGUGCAGUGUGUGGAAUUAAAAAGAAAACAGUAAUCAUGGUGUAUCAUAAUCAAAUUUCUCAUAAGUCAGCAUUUCUGAACUGCUGGCUCUUCUUGCUGUUGUUGGGGAGUCUUGCUUGCCAGCUGCGUUGACAGUUUGAUUGGCUUUUGGUUACAGGAUCUGUUUAUUGCUGCCUCAGAGAACUUGUCCUUUCUGUUUACCUUCCUCUCUGAAUGUCAACAGAACUGCCAUUUACAAGAAAAUAAAUACUGCAAGCUGAAAUAAAGGAAAGAUAGAAGCAUUGUUCCUCUUGACUGAAUGCUAAAAAGGGACGGGCUGGGAUUGAGAGGCAGUCUUUUUCUGUAGAUUGGCAGCAAUUUCCAGUCCCAGCUGUGUUUAUCUCUUGCAGGAAAUACAGCAACGAGUCUUGUUGCACCUUAAAAACUAGCAAAUUUAUUAUGGCAUAAGUCUCUUUAAAAAAACAACCAGAGUCCACUUCAUCAGACACAAUUAAUUUAAUUAACAUGGUGGCACUUUAUUUCCUCGACCAUCUUCAUGGUGCAGCAUGUGCCUUAUUGCAUUAGUAAUGCUGCUGAAAUUUUGAAAAUAUGUGACUGAUAGCGUUAUUUUUUCCAGAAGUCAACUUUGGCUCCUUUUGAAAGUUUAUUUAUCAGCUGGGUCCUGUAGGAAGGCAUUUAGUUUCUUCUUUCUCAAAAACCAUAAGUAUCCUUGCAUCUUGUGAACCAACUGUUUAAAAAAGGAGUUAUUUUUCAACCAUAUCAACUGGUAAUUUGAUCCGGGGUCUCUCCAUAUCUCUGGCUUCUCUUUCUCCCUAUACCCUUCACUGAGGUCUGUUUAUUUGCCAGUGAAGGUUUUAUCAAUAAGUGCACGGAUGCUGCACAUGUCCAGUACUAUCAGUCAACAUCAGCUACUUAUUUUAUGGUUCCAAGAUGAAAUAGCCUAAAGGAGUGGCUCUUAAUUUUUUUAUGAUGAUCUGCAGACCAUCUUAUUCCAGAGUCUAGAUAAAUUGUUGCUGCCAGCGUACGGUCCCUGGUACAUAUACCCUUCCCCUGAGAUGAGUACAUCAAAGCCUGGAGGAGCUGAAAUCCAGUGCUGGCAGCAAUUUCUAGUCCCCCAGAGCUCUGGUGGACAUGGAGUAGGACCAACAUGCAGCAACAUCUGCAAUUGCGUGGUCUGAGUAGCAGCUGUGCAUUCUGGGUGGGGCUCACCAUGGGCAGAACUACAUAUUAUGCCAGCUCCUGGUGGCUUCUCCUCGCCCUCCUAAGGAAAAACAGAGUUGAGAGGAGAAGCCAAGGAACAUGGAAGUGGUGUGUGCAAUUGUGCUUCCUCCUCUCCACUCCCAAUCCCUGCUGCGCCUCCUGCAGGGUCCUACUUGAAUUUCGUAAAUGGAGAUAAAGUCUUGUCUAGAAUUCUGCAAAGGGAAAAAAAUCAGCUGGGGGAACAAAAAGUUGCUGGGGAAAUGUGGUGGGCAGGCUUCUGUGCUUCUAAUCUCCUCAUCAGAAAACUGUUUUUCCUUGGUUGGGGGAUCCCUGUGUAUUCUUGCAUGUAAUUUGCAGUUUGUGGCUAGAGCAGUGGUUCCCAGAUAGCUGAUUACAGAGGAUCCCCUAUUUUUUAAAAGCCAAAGCCGUGGACCCCCUACUUUUGAAAAAAAAAAUACCUCUAUGGUGGUUACCUGUGCAAAGCAAUUUUUUGAAGAAAAUGUAGGUUAGCCCCUAGUAAGCAAAGGAUUGUAGGUAUACUAAAAACAGACCCUAAAAUUUGUGAUAUUGCCACAAAUUGCCUAUCCCCAGACAGUAGGAAAAACUUGUCUCAGUUGCUCCACUACAACUGAAUAAAAUAAAAAAGCAAUUGUGUCCCUAACGUGCAAGUGUUCUAUUUGCAGAAGGCUUUUUUUAUAUGAGAGAGUAUUCAAACAUGCCAUUCCUUACUUGUAGUCAGAGAUGGUACACCUUAGCAAAACUUUGCAGCAUAUGGUUCUGCUAACUGAAGGAUCUUGCACCUUCAAGACAUAGGUGAAGGCUUGGUCAGGGCUUGAUACAGUAUUAGUGAAGACUAAAUAGAAAACAGCUGGAAUUUUGUAAUGUUGGUAAUAGUAGCAGUAGUACUGAUAAUAAUAAUUUAUUAUUAUUUAGUCCUCCUGUGCCCAAGUUUCAUCCCUGGCUUAAACAGAUUAAUUAGUUAAAUACAGUACUUAUUUUGAGUGAGGUUUUUAUUCUUGCUCUUUGCUUAAUAGGAACAACCAACUUCUUAAUUUAUUAGGAUUCUGCCGUACAUCUGUUUCCUCCCACCCACAAAUGUAGCCACAUAGCUUCCCACAGAAAACAUGGAAACAACAUCCACGCAGGCUGCCUUUUGCACUAAAUAGGCCUGGGUGAGAGGCAGACUGUGAUGGUGGCUUCACUUUAUUGCAAGCAAAACCACCACCUCCCUUGGCUCCCUCCAGCUGGUGCUGGUAGCAGAGGGACUCAGGAGCAGCAGUGGUUUCACCAGCGAUAUACAGCUGAGUGAAGGCACUAUCCCACUCUGCCCUCACACCAGCAGAGGGAGAAACAAGCUGCAUUGGAGAGGCGCAAUACAGCUUGUUCCUCCCUCUCCUUCUUAGCUGAGGGGUACAUGGUUGCUGCUCCCUUCAGCCAAGCGGUUAACGGAGCCUCCAGCCCACCGCUGGCUCGUUGAGUUGGGGGACGGGAGGCCUCUUCCACCCCCCCACCCCCCCGCUGAGCAGUUCAGCAAAGCCCCAAUGCUCCUUGACUCGCAUAUGAGCCUGAGAGGCAUCGGGACUCGCUCACUGUGUAGGACUGGGCCAUGUAUCUUGGCUGUUUCUUCCUUUCCAAAGGUGGGAAGAAGCAGCCGAGAUCAAUUCCAGUCAUGGUGAUAUGUCAACAUAUACUGGUAUUUAGCUGCUGAUAUAUCACGAUGUUGAAAAGGAAGUAUCACCCAGCCCUAGCACUAAACUAAAUCAUCAGAGGGUGAGCUGUUGUGCUAACCAUAGUGGCAAAUUGCUUAGCUCAGAGGUUUUCAACCUAUUUGAGUCCACGGCUCCCUUGACCAACUACAUUCUUUCUGUGACUCCCCUUUGGGAAAACAUUCUCUGAGCCUCAGAAGCCUAGUUAAGUCACCCUUUCCCCGAAGAGCCGGCAGUCCCUCACCCUUCCUUGUGAAAUGUUCCCUCUUCUCCCCUCUUCUUGGCAGGCAUUGCACACAGCAAGCACAAGAAAAUGCAGCGCCUACCUGCCUGCCCAGCCUCCCACUUGUCUGUCCAUUCCCAUUCCCAAGCAAGGGCUUGGUGGACUGGCUGGCUGGGCUCCCUCACCUGCUUGCUUGCUUGCUUACUCGCUUACUCCAAGUCUGCCUCAGCUCCUGGAAACCAGCACCCCCUGGCCAGCCCCAGAGGCACCAUUUACCUGGGGAGCUUAUAGCCAGGGCUGCUGCCACAAACAGCCUUUGGGCAGCAGAGAUGUGAGAGGGUAUCAGACGAGGGAGGGGAGGAAAGAGGGAUGGAGGCCAGUGCUCCCUGCGGCACACCUGACCAUCAUUUAAGGCACCCCAGGGUGCCACGGCACACUGGUUGAAAGCCACUGGCUUAGCUGUUUCCCUUGUUGGAAUUCCAGAUGAGACAAGAAUCCCAAAUAAGGCAAGAAAACCCUACCUACAGGCAGUGGGAUAGACCAUAAAACCUGAUAGUCGUUGAAUGCAAGUAGAAGUUUUUUUCAGUUAAAAAGAAGAGAGCAAGGGGAAGGGAUCGCUUACAUUUUUAAAAAUGAUAAGCAUGUGAAUCUACCCCGUGGAGCAAGCCAUUUGCACUCUCUCUUCCCCUGGAAGAAACUGUAUCAGAGGUUUUUGUCCAAUCCCAGCUCACUUGUCAUCCAGAAACUUUUUCACAAGUUUUCCCCCUGCCAGCAAGCAGCUGCUGGUCGUGAGCAGAGGCUGGAUGAUCCGUGGAAGACUUUUACUGUGCAAUUAACAAGAUAAGUGAGUCCAUGGCAAGGGAUCCCCUGGGUGUGUAUCCCCUGGACCCCCAGGGAUCCCCGGACCCCUAAUUGGGAACCACUGGGCUAGAGAACGUCCGUACUCAAAAAGACUGUCCUUGGUGCUGCUGUCAUCCAUGAAUCCAAUAGAGGGCAGCAGUUCCCUCUGUUACACUCUUACAAAAUGAAGUCGGGUUAUAAAGCAGAGUGGGAAAGGGUUUGGGUUUUUUUGUUUGGGGUUUUUUUUUUUAGAACUUGUUUUUGCUCAGUGCUGUACUGACGUGCUGUUUUUUGAGUCUGUUAGUUAUUAGUGAUUAGUUAGGCCUUGUCCUUCAGCAAACUGCUUCUAAUUGUAAAAAGCCUUCCAUGGAUUUUGUCCCUUCAACAUGACUGCCUAGAAUCCCUAAGCAAAUGAAGUCUUGAGCUGUAAUACCAUCAUUAUUGGUUUUCUUUCACUGGUUGUUUUACAGCUCUGGGUAUCUCUGUUUUUAUAGGAAGUUAGGAAGCUAUGUUAUACCGAAUUAAGCCACUGGUCUGUGUAGCUCAGUAUUGUCUACACCAGGGGUCAGGAGCCCACCUCCCACAAAGACAUUUUAAAGGCCAUAGAAUGUUAAUCAGCCAGAGGCCUGGAUAUAGAAAAACCCUUUCACCUGGCAGCUAAAGAUACAGUAUGUAAUUAAUCUGCUAUACUCAACAGCUAAGGUCAGGUGCAAGCUGCAUUCCCCUUCCCCCAUGAUCUCUUUCAGUACAUGCCUUUGGGUGAAGUGGGGUUCUAACCGAAUAUGAUGGUUUUUUAAAUCAGCGGAUGGACAACCUGGCUCACCCACAAGGAAAUGGGAUUAGGAAGAAGUGAACUAGCACUUGCUAGCCUUGAUUCUCUUAUUUGCACAGCCAGAUUGGAAGCGCUAAAUGAAUUUAAAAGGCCCCAAAGUUUGCCCCACCCCAUUGAGAGAUAUCUGAAAACUUGAGGCGGUGCCCCACAUUUUUAAUAGCAGAGGUAACAGUUAAGGGUCUUCCAUUACCGCUUGUACAAAAAUGCGCAGUGUGGCUGUCAGUUCAGUUGAAGUUGAAGCGCAUUGAUGCACUAGAGGGGGUGUGAGUCAGAUGCCUAUUGUUUUAUAGUUUUUAGCUGGGGGAGGUUGGGAGGUUCUGAUCAUCAUUCUCAAGCCUCAUCCCCCCCCCCCCAUCUCCAUGACAUGCUUGCAAAUCAUUGCUAUAUUUGCAUUUAGAGUUGAAAUGCAGAAGAUGAAGGUUAUCCGGCCAUCUCCUCAUGUGGCCAAAUACACGAUGAUCUUCCACACGAGAGACAGAGGCAACGAAGCAAAUCGACAGAGGUGAGUCAAUGAGGUCAUAUUAUGGUAGCAAAACUAGGUGGAUGGGAAAUGGGGGAAAACGUGACUUAUGGUCUAAGCCAGGGUGGCCAUUAUGGUGCCCACCAGAAGUUUUGGACUAAAAUUUCCAACAGCUCCAGCCAGCAUUUCCAAUGGUCAGGGAUGAUGGGCAUUGUCUCCUGCAACAUCUGCAGGGCACAACGUUGACUACCCCUGGUCUAAACAUAGUGCGGGCACGGUACUUAUAUGAAUGGAUUGUGAAACACCAAGCCUGACAAUAUAUCAUAUAUAGAAGUUGUCCUUGCUCAGGUCUGUAUUGCCUCUUAAACUGCAGUUUGCAUCUUCGGCCACUGGAACUUAAGAUUCAUCUGCUUUCAAAGUUUUACAUAGCGUACCUGUCUCUAAAACAGAACCUUCAUGACAUUUUAAUUCAUGCCCUCUUUUCUGUUCUCUCUCCACCCCACCCCACCCCACCCCACCCUACCCAUUUUUAUUUUUAAUUGUUCAGAAUGAAACUCUUGCGUCAGGUAUCUCAAGUGUGGAAAACAGACGGGCUAAACUCCUGCUCUUACAAGCUGCUCUCCGUGGAACACAACCCUUUGUACACCAACAUCACAGUGGACUUUGGCACGCCGACCAAGAUUUCAUAA
Messenger RNA from Podarcis lilfordi (Lilford's wall lizard), 14374 nucleotides. Lineage: Eukaryota; Metazoa; Chordata; Lepidosauria; Squamata; Lacertidae. The record is from the annotation of a GenBank genome assembly.